Pongo pygmaeus (Bornean orangutan) is the source of this 1998-nucleotide messenger RNA. RefSeq lists its product as uncharacterized. Gene Ontology annotation, biological process: Golgi organization. The record is from RefSeq and is a predicted model, not a curated record. NCBI's taxonomy places the organism in Eukaryota, Metazoa, Chordata, Mammalia, Primates, Hominidae. The coding region runs from base 1 to 624 and encodes 207 amino acids. The transcript has 5 exons. Gene Ontology annotation, cellular component: Golgi cisterna membrane; Golgi cis cisterna; Golgi apparatus.
AUGGCUCUCCCUGGGGAAGACCCCCUUAUGUUCUUGUUUUCCCACCUUCUGAUUUCUGUGGACUUUCACUCCUUCCCGGAGCCAGUGAUCAGACACCAUUUCACCUGUGACCAACAGGUGCACUCUCUGAGGCCCCAAGGGAAGGGGCUGCGCUCCACCUCCCUGCCCCGGUUGUUCUGUGUAUGCCCCUACAAGAAUACUCACCUCUUGCUUUCAGGUGGCAUUUUUCAACUCCGCUGGAACCAGUGCCCAGGAGGAGCAAAGGAUGUGCUGCCAGCGCCUGGCUCACCCAGUGGCCUUGUCCCAGAAGGAGCCAGAGGCAGCGGCCCCAGCCCGUGGACUAGGGGUGAGUCUGUGUGUGGGGAGACCCACUGGGCCCUGCAUGGGGCCAUGGAGAAGCUGCAGAGCAGCUUUAUGGACCUCCUGAAGGAGAAGGUGGACCUGACGGAGCGGGUGGAGAAACUAAAACUUCAGUUCUUCCACCUCUCGGGAAAGACAGACACCAUGAGAAAGUACAUCACCCCAUAUGGGAGCCAGAGGGCAGUGCCAAAGAUGCAGCACCGGGAGGAGGACAUAAUCAGGCUGGCCCAGGACCAGGAGGAGAUGAAGAUCUUUGUGAGGUGAGCCUCACUGACAGAGUGGAGCCUGCACGAGAAGAGGCCAGGGAGGGUUCUUCCCACGACAACCCCACUGCACAGCAGAUUGUGCAGCUGCUUCCUGUAAUGCAGGACUCCCCAGCAGCACCCAGGCUUGGGCAGCAAUCUCUGUAAGCCAUUCUUUUUGGGCUGCCGAGAACAGGCAGAUAAACACCACCAUCAUCUAAGAGCUGGUCAAGAAAUUAAAAAAAAAAAAAAAGUUAAGGGGUUAAUCUCCUACACAAUUCAUUUACUUCAUUUGAAUGUUAGAGCCACUCAUGUUUAUUUGUGUUUCUAAUUUAUAGUUUAAAUUUUAUUUGUAAAAAGUUAAAGGAGAGCGGGUCUUUCCCUCAUGUUCACUCUGGCAUCCUUUAGCAUUUAUUUUUUAAUUUGAUAAUUAUAGGACGUUAGCAUGCAUAUCAAGUUUGCCCUUAUGUGGUGGGAGUUCAAACACACAGAGACCCACUAUUUGCACAAAACUAUUCUUCCUGGCUUGGAAUAGGCUGCCCUACUUUUUUAAUGUUAUUGCAACAUGUAUAUUUAUUAUGGAAUUCAGAUAAAAUUUGCUUAUGUUCUGCUAUUAUGUUUAAUCGAAUCCUAAUCACAGUGAGCUCCUCAUUAGCUCAAUAUGUGGUUUGCCCUCAAGUGCACAGUUUAUUACUUUGUCAUAUGCCACUGUGAGUACUAACAUUUACAGUUGUUUAAAGGCGGAGCACUGGAAACAGCCUUUCCCCCUUUUUCUGUGUAUUGGGGAUGGGAGUAAUAACAUUUUGGGAAGCUUUUUAAAUCUCCCAGAAGAGGAAAGUGGCCUGCUCUGGCCCGUAUGUGCAGGAUAGAGUGUGUUUUGUUUGUUUUGGUGCCAAGAAUGAGCUCUGUACUAUGGUAGUUCCCUUAGGAUUUGUAUGUGCUCUGGGCUCAUGAAGAUAUUGCAUCAUGAGCUGUGGCAGUUGUAUUCUUUUUUGAUGAUCUAAAAAGGGAUUAUUUCUGAGGAAUGAAAGCCUCCCAUCAUUGAUUGUGGAUGUGGAAAACCUUUCCUAGCUUAGAGCAUUUAUAUCUAUAACACAUUUUAAAGUCAGAGUUCAUGUUCCCUGUUUUAAUCACAUGACUUCCUGUCCCAGCACACAAAAGGGCACUGGUUGGCAUUCUUCUUAAUGUAUUUAGUAAAGAUCAGAAGAUAUCCUUUAAGAGUUUAAAUGUCCCUGGAACAAGCAUACAGGCCCUAGUCAAGAAUGAAUUUGAGUGAAGGAAAGCUGUGUGACACCUGGCAUUCCUCUAUGUUCACGGAGCUUAUUUGAGGCUAGAAGAUUAAUUUUACCAUCUAGACCUCUCUGGCUAAUACCUAGUCUUCAACCACAUUGGCUAC